This is a messenger RNA of Rangifer tarandus platyrhynchus (Svalbard reindeer), 489 nucleotides long. The record is from the annotation of a GenBank genome assembly. Lineage: Eukaryota; Metazoa; Chordata; Mammalia; Artiodactyla; Cervidae.
AUGAGGGAGUCUUCCAGAAAGAACGUGCUGGAGAAAGAGACUUUAUACUACUUCCGUCAAAGCUCAGACGUCCACCGGGAUCUUGAGGGCUCGUUAGCUCUGGACCCUUCAUUAACACGCGCUGUCCUAUAUGUACACGCCGUGGAGCGUCAUUCUGCCUUUAAAGACGGAGAACAAGGGACUUCCCGGGCGGUCCAGCGGCUCCAGGCUUCCGCUGCAGGGGCCAAGGAAUCCAUCCCGGGUUGGGAAACAGAAAGAAACACAACCCAAAACAGACAGACACCGUCAAGCACUCAGCUAAAGUCAAAGAGGAUUGGGACGGCAGAACCCAAGAGGCUCAGGAGACCGCGGUCUCUGCAUUUUGCUUUGAGGACAUUGGAAAACGAACUGAGAAACGAACAACACACACAUGAACCCACGGCCGCAGGAAGAGGCGUCCCCCCGGCUAUGUCAACAGCUAGCCUGUUGAAACUCUGGAGAGUCUCUUGA